Necator americanus (New World hookworm) is the source of this 228-nucleotide messenger RNA. RefSeq lists its product as uncharacterized. Bases 1 to 228 code for a protein of 75 amino acids. NCBI's taxonomy places the organism in Eukaryota, Metazoa, Nematoda, Chromadorea, Rhabditida, Ancylostomatidae. The record is from RefSeq and is a predicted model, not a curated record. The transcript is spliced from 2 exons.
AUGAGUUCUGAAUCAAAUGAGGCAUGUGCUGAUGGGAAUUCGUCACAUGCGUCCGCACUUUAUUUCACCGAAACGAAUCGGAAUCGGAGGAAACGCACGCACACUCGCACUAAUUCGUCGCCUAUCAGAUUACUUCAAAAUAUUUUCUUCGUACGAAUAAUCAAACACUCUUUUGUUAUUCUCCUCCGAUGCACUUUUGUGCCAAACAAGACCUCCCAGGAUUUCUAG